Molecule: messenger RNA, 597 nt
Organism: Paraphaeosphaeria sporulosa
Lineage: Eukaryota; Fungi; Ascomycota; Dothideomycetes; Pleosporales; Didymosphaeriaceae
Product: snare-like protein
Exons: 5
Coding region: 1-597 (198 amino acids)
Biological process (GO): intra-Golgi vesicle-mediated transport; retrograde vesicle-mediated transport, Golgi to endoplasmic reticulum; intracellular protein transport
Cellular component (GO): COPI vesicle coat
Source: RefSeq, a predicted model, not a curated record
AUGUCGCGGCCCCUCUCCCUCUUCAGCGUGUCGGCCAUCCUGAUCCUCGCCAUUGACGAUGGCUCGCGCAUCCUCACAAAGUACUACUCGAACCCGCACCCGCCCCAGGGCCAGACCGACUACCCCGGCCAGAUAGCCUACAAGACGGUCAAGGACCAGAAGUCGUUCGAAAAGGGCCUGCUCGAGAAGACGGCCAAGCAGACUACCGACAUCAUCCUCUAUGACCAGAAAGUCAUCGUCUUCAAGAUGGAGUCGGACGUCAUGCUCUACGUCGUCGGCGGCGCAGAGGAAAACGAGGUGCUUCUGUACAGUGUUGUGCUUGCGUUACGAGACUCGCUCAACAUCCUCCUCAAAAACUCGGUCGACAAGCGCACCGUAAUCGAGAACUACGACCUCGUGUCUCUUGCCGUCGACGAAUUGGUGGACGAUGGUAUCAUCCUCGAGACUGACCCCGUCACUGUGGCCUCCCGCGUGAGCAGGCCCCCUGCGCAAGACAUGACAUCAAUGAAGAACCUCGAUCUCUCUGAGCAAGGUUUCCUGAACGCGUGGGAGUUUGGAAAGAGACAGCUGGCGGAGCGGAUAAGACAGGGCUUGUGA